AUGGGUUAUCAAGCCUCUCUUCACGAAGGGUUGGAGCAUGCCUCUUCACAGGCUCAUGUACCAAUUCAGGAGGGAUUUACCAACGAGCAUCGAAACCUGUUUGACGAGUGGCUUAUGAGCAAUACUUUCAAGAGCGUUGUUAUUCGCGAACAAUACUUGAUGAGACUUCAUGUACUGCAUGCACUUGCCAAUGGCCACAACUCGCGACAGCUUUUGAAAGACGGCGUAUGUUCGCUGUCAUUUAUCCAGAAGACGCGUCAGAACUACUCUCUGAAUGAGCGUGGUGAGCUCUACUACCAUGCAAGAAAAGGAAAAGCGACACUUCUUGUAAUUCCUGAUGACGAAGUUUUUGAUGUCAUUGUUCGUGAACACAAUGCCAUUCACCAUCAAGGGACAAGUAAGACAUGGUAUGAAAUCUCCCGGAGAUAUCAUGGGAUCCCAAAGCGGGCAGUCGAUUGGGUGCUUCGUCAUUGUUUGCUAUGCCAUGAUCAUCGCCCGGGGCCUCGACCCGCACCAACGCAAAAAAUUUCAUCGCAUGAGGUAAUGGAACGUGUUCAGAUGGACCUUAUUGACAUGCGUAGAGAACCAGAUCGCAAGUAUCGCUGGAUUCUUCACAUAAAAGACCAUUACUCUCGUUUUUGCAUGCUGUACCCUUUGCGUCGUCGACGCGGAAAACAUGUGGUGCGCUGCUUUUUGCAGUGGAUUGCUACUAUGGGCCCACCCAUGAUAUUGCAAACUGACAAUGGCGUAGAAUUUGUAAAUGCCCUCAUCACUCAAGUGGCUGUGCAACAUCAAAUUCUUAUCAGACGUGGCCAGUCGGGUAGACCGCGCAGUCAAGGCCUCAUCGAGCGUGCCAAUGGUCACGUUCGGAAUCUAAUCGCCAAAUGGUGUAAUCGAUUUGGUGAAAAUCGGUGGUCUCGUUCAUUGCCAUCGAUUGCUCUGGCGUGUAAUACUUCAGUGCACUCCAGCACCCGAAGAACACCGUUCGAGAUGGUAUUUGGUCGUGCCCCAAGUUGGCAGCGACUUGCUCGAUUAGACCCACUCGAUCCAACUCUUACGAAUAUGGAGCUCGGAUUGGAAUAUGAACAACAACAAUCCCAAAGUUCGGUUGAUACCAACGGGCCACCAACUCCGAGUCCAGUCCGCUCAGUUGUGCCACCGAUGGCAUUAUCUCCUCCUAGUGAAACUCUCCCUUCUCCAUCUCCUCCUCCAUCUCCAUCGCCAUCACCGUCUUCAUCAUCAUCUCAAAGGAUAUCGUCCGAUGAUCCUUCCGCACUGGUGUCGCAAUCGCGGAAAACAACUUCUGUACCGAUUGUAAACCAAGAACCUAUUCCACGUGAGGUCUACUUCCGACGAGGUACACGAGUCAGUACACUGACAUCGCUAAUGUAA
Messenger RNA from Malassezia globosa CBS 7966, 1392 nucleotides. RefSeq lists its product as uncharacterized. The coding region runs from base 1 to 1392 and encodes 463 amino acids. Gene Ontology annotation, biological process: DNA integration. NCBI's taxonomy places the organism in Eukaryota, Fungi, Basidiomycota, Malasseziomycetes, Malasseziales, Malasseziaceae. The transcript has 2 exons. Gene Ontology annotation, molecular function: nucleic acid binding. The record is from RefSeq and is a predicted model, not a curated record.